Molecule: messenger RNA, 1248 nt
Organism: Torulaspora delbrueckii
Lineage: Eukaryota; Fungi; Ascomycota; Saccharomycetes; Saccharomycetales; Saccharomycetaceae
Gene: DDI1
Product: Ddi1p
Exons: 1
Coding region: 1-1248 (415 amino acids)
Biological process (GO): proteolysis
Molecular function (GO): protein binding; aspartic-type endopeptidase activity
Source: RefSeq, a predicted model, not a curated record
AUGAACUUGACAAUUUCUAAUGAGCUUACUGAUCAGAUCUUUGGUCCUCUCGAGGUCAGUGGAGAUAUGACCCUCCAGGAUCUUAUUGCAUUGCUUCAACUGGAUUGCGGGUUUGAUGAAAGUAAACACGAUUUGUACCAUAAUAUGACUAAGUUAGAAUUGGCUGGUGCUAGGACGCUGAAUGAGAUCUUCAGUGAUGAGAACGAUCUGCUCCUAAUCAGAAGCAAGGCUGGCGUUCAGACCCCAGACCUUUCUGAUGAUGCGUUUGUAGAACAGUUCAGGCAAGAAUUACUACACAAUCAACUUUUGAGAUCACAACUACUUCCUCAGAUUCCGGGACUGGAGCAGAUGCUUGAAGAUUCUCAGGCCUUUAAAGAGAGGAUGGGCCCUGUAAUUCUUCAGAGACGUUAUGGCAAUAAUGGACCUGAGUCUCAAAUGCAAAAUCCUUUCGGCCUACCUAAUGAUGAGUAUAGAAGACUUAUGAGUAAUCCAGAUGAUCCUGCAAAUCAGAAGAGAAUUUCUGAUUUGAUCAAUCAGCAGGAAAUUGACGAGCAUAUGCGAAAUGCUUUAGAAUAUACUCCGGAAGUCUUCACUACUGUUCACAUGUUGUUCAUAUCGUUGGAGAUCAAUGGCCAUCCUGUCAAAGCAUUCGUUGACACAGGUGCUCAGGCUACCAUAAUGUCCACCAGGCUUGCGGAGAGAACAGGCCUGACUAGGUUGAUAGAUAAAAGGUUUGUCGGGGAAGCUCGAGGAGUCGGUGUUGGCAAAAUUUUGGGAAGAAUUCAUCAGUCACAAAUAAAAAUUGAGACUCAGUACGUUCCUUGCAGUUUUACCGUGCUGGACACUCAUGUUGACCUAUUGUUAGGUUUAGACAUGUUAAAAAGACACCAAGCAUGUAUUGAUUUAGAAAGAGAUGUAUUAAAGGUUGCUGGAGUUGAAACAAAGUUUCUAAGUGAAUCAGAGAUACCAAAAGAUUUCACAGAGAAUAUGACUGGACCAGCAAAAAAAGAAGAAACUUCUAAUAAAGAAGGUCAGAGAUUAGGUACUAUUCCUAAAAACAUUGGUGGUCUCGAUAGAGGUACCUCAGGCAACAGUUCUUCAGGCCUUAGCGCUGCCAGACCAGCAAACUUUCCAGAGGCCUCCGUCAAGCAGCUCAUGGAUUUGGGAUUCUCGAGAAAAGAAGUCCUUGCUGCACUUCAAAGUGCUCAAGGCAACACUGAAAUAGCUGCUUCGAUAUUAUUUCAGUAA